Molecule: messenger RNA, 2649 nt
Organism: Closterium sp. Naga37s-1
Lineage: Eukaryota; Viridiplantae; Streptophyta; Zygnematophyceae; Desmidiales; Closteriaceae
Source: the annotation of a GenBank genome assembly
AUGGCACACGCGGGUAAUGCCACGUCAGCCUCUGACGGCAGCAACUGGGCUGCGCUCCUGCUGGCCGCAGGAUCCGGCGCCGUGGUGGCGGCAGCCGCGUCGUACUACUUCCAUUCGCAGGCGCUCGCGAAGUUCGCCGAGCAGGAUGGCAAGCUGAAGCCCCAGAAGAUGCGCAAGGUCACGACCGCCCCUGCGCGCCGAGCUGCGCCCACCCCGGGCGUGCCGCUGCGCCCGCAGCAGCGGAGCCACCGGAACUCCCAGUCGAACGCCGCCAAUCCCUACGCCUUCGACCCGCUCGCGGGCAGUUUCAGUCCGGGCAGUCUGCCCGGGAAACUUGCGUCGUCUCUUGACCGGCAGGACAUGCAGGCUCUCAGCGCCGCGCGCCUGGCGGCGGCAAACGCGUCGGCGGCAGUGGCGUCGGGACUGCGAGAAGGCAAUUUCCAAGGUGACCUGCUUCCGCCUCGCUCGGUGAGCGCGCACUCGUCGGUGGUGGGGGGAAUGGGCGCGGAGGAGGCGGAGGAGGAGGCGGAGGAGGAGGACUUGGGGGAGGAGGGGGAGGAGGUGAUGGUGGAGGAGCUGGAGGAGGGGGGCGAGGGGGAGGGCGGGGAGGGCGCGGAGAAGGAGGCGGAGGGGCGGGGGGAGGCGCGGGUGAAGAGGGCGGUGAGCGUGCAGGACAGCAUUCACCACCCGGUGUCUGACCCCGGCACGGCGGACCGCCUCAGGAAGGCGCCAGAGGUGGAAGACUACGUGCGCCUCAACCUCUACCCGCAAGGUGCAUGCGCUGCCUUCUCCACCUCUCCAACCCCUCUCUGCUUUCCACCUCGCGCUUUUCCCCCUUUUCACUUGAGCGCGGAGGACGAGGAGGUGUGUGUGUUGCUGCAGGAGUGUCUACAGCUGAGGGACAAGUACGUGUUCAGGGAGGCCGUGAAGCCCUGGCAUGCCGACGCCAACGCGCUGCCCAUGCCCGACCCCAGCGAUCCCUUCCGCUACGACCCGCUCCCGCCCUCCGACCAUGUGAUCGAGAUGGUGGAUGGUGUGGUGAAGAUAUUCGCAGACAAAGAAGCCAAGGAGCGGGGCGAGGAGCUGUUCCCAGUGCACGACGCCACAACGUUCUUCACCGAUCUGCACCGCAUCCUCAAGAUCACCUCCCUGGGCCACGUGCGCUCCCUCUGCUUCCACCGCCUGCGCCUCCUCGAACAGCGGUACCACCUGCACCUGACGCUGAACGCGGAUCGCGAGUUCAAGGCGCAGAAGAGCGCACCGCACCGCGACCUGUACAACGUGAGGAAGGUGGACACGCACGUGCAUCACAGCGCCUGCAUGAACCAGAAGCACCUCCUGCGCUUCAUCAAGUCCAAGCUCCGCAAGGAGCCCGACGAGGUGGUGAUCUUCCGUGACGGCAAGUACCUCACGCUCAAGGAGGUGUUUGAGAGCCUCGACCUCACCGGCUACGAUUUGAACGUGGAUCUGUUGGACGUGCACGCGGACAAGAACACGUUUCAUCGCUUUGACAAGUUCAACCUCAAGUACAACCCGUGCGGGCAGAGCCGACUGCGGGAGAUCUUCAUCAAACAGGACAACCUCAUUCAGGGAAGGUUCUUGGCGGAGGUGACAAAGGAGGUGUUCACGGAUCUUGUGGCGUCCAAGUACCAGAUGGCGGAGUACAGGGUGUCGAUCUAUGGGCGCAAGAUGAGUGAGUGGGACCAGCUGGCGAGCUGGGUGGUCAACAACGACCUCUACUGCCCCAACGUCGUCUGGCUCAUCCAGCUGCCCCGCCUAUACAACGUGUACAAGGACAUGGGAAUAGUGGCGUCCUUUCAGACCAUGCUGGACAACAUCUUCCUGCCGCUCUUCCAAGUCACCGUUGACCCCUCCUCACACCCGCACCUCCACAUCUUCCUCAACCACGUGGUGGGGUUUGACAUGGUGGACGAUGAGAGCCGGCCGGAGCGGCGCCCCACGAAGCACAUGAUAACACCGGCGGAGUGGACCAACCCCUUCAACCCCGCCUAUGCCUACUACACCUACUACGUCUACGCCAACCUCCUCAAACUCAACCGCCUGCGCGAGUCCAAGGGCCUCUCCAUCCUCAAGUUCCGCCCGCACUCUGGAGAGGCAGGUGACGUGGACCACCUAGCCGCCACGUUCCUGACGGCGCACAACAUAGCGCACGGCAACAACCUGCGGCGCACGCCGGCCCUGCAGCACCUGUACUACCUGGCGCAGAUCGGGCUGGCCAUGUCCCCGCUGAGCAACAACUCCUUGUUCCUGGACUACCACAAGAACCCCUUCCCGCUCUUCUUUGCACGCGGGCUGAACGUGUCGCUGUCCACGGACGACCCCCUCAUGAUCCACCUCACCAAGGAGCCCCUCGUCGAAGAAUACAGCAUCGCUGCACAGGUGUGGCGCCUGACAUCAUGCGAUCUGUGUGAGAUCGCCCGCAACUCCGUCUACCAGUCAGGCUUCUGGCACCCCACCAAGGCGCAUUGGAUUGGGCCGCGCUACUUCCUGCGGGGCCCCGACAGCAACGACAUUCACCGCACCAACGUGCCGCACAUCCGCGUCGAGUUCCGCUACCAGGCAUGGGAGGCGGAGAUGGAGUAUGUGUAUCUGGGCAAGGCCAAGCUGCCUCAGGAGAUCGACUCCUGA